Messenger RNA from Trichomonas vaginalis G3, 309 nucleotides. RefSeq lists its product as uncharacterized. The transcript has a single exon. NCBI's taxonomy places the organism in Eukaryota, Parabasalia, Trichomonadida, Trichomonadidae. The record is from RefSeq and is a predicted model, not a curated record. The coding region runs from base 1 to 309 and encodes 102 amino acids.
AUGCCCCCGUAUAGAAUGGAUAGAAGGUCUGCUAGAAUAAAAGCAGAGUUAGAAAGAUAUGGUUGGAGAGUUUCAAAGAAGUUUAAAUAUAGGAAGGGAAGACCCAUAAAAGUCUAUGACAAAUUGUCUGGUCUUCGCUAUGAAAUGGACUUAGAAACAGCACGCGCAAAUUAUCCAAACAGAUUAGAGAGGUUAGAAGAAGAACGUCUUAUGGACAUGCCUUUCGAUGUUAGUGAGCCUCAAGUUGAAGGACACGAACGGCUUUGCCAGAUUCUACUGGAAAACAUGACGAACAAUUGCAUCCUUUGA